Messenger RNA from Effrenium voratum, 426 nucleotides. The record is from the annotation of a GenBank genome assembly. Lineage: Eukaryota; Dinophyceae; Suessiales; Symbiodiniaceae.
AUGGGCAGCAAGAUGCUCAACAGCUUUGUGACAGCGCGGAAAAGAGUCAGUCAGCUGCAGAUGGCUGCAGAUUGUCACGUUAAAAGCAAGGUGACCUGGCAAGCUGUGAUUGAAGAGCUAUCCACACAAAAGAUGUGCCGGCCAUUUGGCAGGGCGGCUCCUUGCAAGCCAUGGAAUUUUGCAAUUCCCCUCAAAUACAGUAGCCCAUUGAGCUUCCAGGUUGGCCUUGCAGUCUUUCGGGAAGAUGCUCAACCUGCAUUUUGGUGCAGCCAGGAAACCUGUCUUGGCAGGCUACCUGGCACAGUUGGUCCAAAAAAGAGCUGUGAGGGAAUUGACCACCCUGGGCACGCUGCAAGACCUGGCAAGUUAGAUUUAAGCUCCGCGGCAACUGGGCAACUGGGAGAUGGAAAUUGCUGUUUGGGGUGA